AUGUUUUCUGUGAAUGAUCAGCAUAGUAAGACAAAACGGAGCCAAAUGAAUCGCAUGUGCAACGCGCAAUCGAUGAAUUUGACAAGACAUCUUCAAAAUCCCGCUGAUGAUGGCGAUUGGCUGAAUUUGACGCAAACGCAAAAGCUCACCAAUUUCAUGGCGAACAUGGGUGUUGGCGGUGUGGCGCCGCCGCAUUAUGACUAUCUUCGUGGAAGGCCGAAUCCAUCCGUCAACAGUCCGAUGAUGUUCUCGCAUCUGCAAAAAAUGGCGAUGCUGCGCGAGCUCACCGAUCAAGGUCAUUUCUUCAGAUCGACUGGUGGAUUCGCGGAAUCCGAGAUUGACCAAAACAUUUGGAGGCAUGAGAGCCCACGCCAAGAUCACAUGUUCGCGUUUCCGACGCCAACCGCUAGCCAAUCGACGUCUCGAAUGACGGUCGCCAGUCAUUAUUCGCAUCGCUCGCCGCGCGAAUUCGAUUUCGCCGAUGGCGGUGCUCAACAAUUCACGUUCAAUGAUUUCGAAAGACUAUCGAACGCGAAGCACCAACAAGCUGAUUUCCAUCAUUCCUACGCCGACAUUGAACAGGUCAUGGAGGAUAUUCGGAAAGAGGCGGUGUUGGAUCAUAGAUCGGUCUCGGCGACGGAAUUCGAUCAAAUUUUCACGGCUGAUGACGUCCACAAUUUGGUGAAGAACAAUCGCGAUCCGCGGAAGCUUCGAACCGUCUCGAACAAGGUUUUCGUUGGCGGCAUCAGCCACAACAUGGAGCGCUCGAAAAUCAACAAGUUCUUCGCCCAAUUUGGCAACGUCUUCGUCGAUUGGCCGACGAAACAAGCAAAAGUCAAUGCGCGUGGAAAAACGAUUCAAUCGACGUCAUAUUCAUACCUGUUCUUGGUUUACUCCGACGAGGAGUCCGUUCUGAAUCUAAUGAAGCAUUGUCAUAGUCCGCCGACGAAUGAUUUCUUUGUGCAAAUUCCUGGAUGCCAAGAGAAUAUGAUUCAAAUUCGUCCAUGGUUCCUCAGAAAUGCCUUUUAUGUCCAUCCGGAUGCUGAAAAUAAGAAGGUGAUCGACAUCCAUCGUACCGUUUUUGUUGGAGGCCUUCCGCGUAUUGUUACCGCAGCGGAGAUUGCCAAAAUGCUCAGCGAAUUUGGAAAAGUUCUUCUCGUCACUAUCGAUAUUGAUCAGGACUAUGGAUAUCCCAAGGGCGCCGCGCGAGUUGCGUUUGCCACAAAUUCAGCAUUCAAUAGCGCAUUAGAAAAGCGUUAUCUUAAAUUCGCCAAUAUCGAUUCAAGCAAAACGACAAUUGAAAUCAAGCCAUACGUCAUAGAAGACGUCGGGUGCGAUCAAUGCGGCGGACUCUGGUUCAAUCCAUUCUUGGACAUAAUGGAGUAUUUGGAAGAAGCUUAUAAGGAAGCGAAGAUUGCAAAAAAUCCAUUCAACAUUUGGUCAAACGAAUCACUAUUCCACAAUUCGCAUCAGCAACGUUUGAAGGACAUCGAAUCGAGCAGCUUCUUCGAAUUGCCCAAUAUGACGCAAGAAAAUGAGGCGAUUGUCGCCGGCGCGAAUUUGUUUUAUAGUGUCGCCAAGAAAUUCGACUUGACUGAAAAGAAAACAUUCAAUUUCAAUGGAAAAUUGAUACCGAUUGGUCCAACACUUUGGAAUAUGUUCCUGCCAGUGCCAAAAAUGGAAGCGCCGUCGUCAGAAAUGCUAUCUCUCGAUUCUCAAGUUCAAGCUCAUUUGAAAAUGAAGCGUCAUGGUGUGUACAGCAAUAAGAGCCUUUAUUGUAAAGAUAAGCCAUGCCGCCAAUAUUAUUGCUCGUCUUGCUCUCAUAAGCUUCAUUAUCAACGAAGCUCAUCUGAAAUUCACCAACUGCUUCCCGUCAAGAAGCCCGAGCGUCGUCCGCGCAAAGACAAAAACAUGUACCUUGUUCGCCAGCAAUAA
Caenorhabditis bovis is the source of this 1935-nucleotide messenger RNA. The record is from the annotation of a GenBank genome assembly. NCBI's taxonomy places the organism in Eukaryota, Metazoa, Nematoda, Chromadorea, Rhabditida, Rhabditidae.